This is a messenger RNA of Naegleria gruberi, 1356 nucleotides long. RefSeq lists its product as uncharacterized. Gene Ontology annotation, molecular function: protein binding. The record is from RefSeq and is a predicted model, not a curated record. Bases 1 to 1356 code for a protein of 451 amino acids. The transcript has a single exon. Lineage: Eukaryota; Heterolobosea; Eutetramitea; Acrasida; Naegleriidae.
AUGAACAAAUUGAUCACAAGGGCAAUAUUUUCAAUCCAUCAUCAUAGAAAGAAUGGAUUUUUGAUACCUUUUACCUGUGGAAAAACAAUUUCAUCACUCCGAAGCUUUCACAUCAAUCAGAAGAAUAAUAAUCAAUCAGGACAAGCGAAUAAUGAAAAUAUUCAAAAUCAUAUCCAAGCCUAUCAACAAGGUUUAUUGUUAUUACGUCAGAAUCAAAUUCCGAAAGCCAAAGAAUUAUUUGAACUAUCAGCUCGUGAUAAUAAUGUGGAUGCUUUAUUCAUGUUGGGAAAUAUGUACUUGCUUGGAUUGGGAGAAGAAUUCGCACAAGAUUUGGAUAAAUCACUUGAAUAUUUUGAGAAAUUACAUGAAUUAAAUUAUUUGGAAGCUGAAUGUUAUCUUGGAUAUAUUUAUGAAAGCAAAGGAGAGUUGGAGAAGGCAUUUGACUGGUAUUUAAAAUCUUCAAAGAAGGGAGUUAGGGAUGCUUUGUUUAAUGUUGGAUUAGCUUUUUAUAAUGGAAGAGGAACAAGUCAAAAUUUUGAAAAUGCAAUUGAGAAUUUUACAAAAGCUGGCGAAAUAGGACAUGCCAAAGCUCAGCAACAAUUAGGAUUCAUGUACUAUUAUGGUACCGGAUGUGAACAAGAUUAUGUCAAGUCUUAUGAAUGGCAUUCUAAAGCAGCUCAAAAUGGUGUACCUGAAUCACAAUCUACUGUUGCAUUCAUGCUUUUACAUGGGCAAGGUGUUGAAAAGGAUCCAAAACAAGCAUUUGAUUGGUUUACAAAGAAUGGAGAUGCAGAAUCACAGUUCCAACUCGGUCUCAUGUAUCACUAUGGUAAUGGUAUUGAAACAAAUACUGAAAAAUCUCUUGAACAUUUGAAUAACGCAAGCAAUCAGGGUCAUCCAUUAGCUCAGGAAUUUCUUGGAGAAAUGUACUUAUUUGGUUUAGGCGUAGAAAAAGAUUACAAGAAGAGUUUGGAGUUAUUCCUGAAUGCUGCUCACAGUGGACAAUCACCACAAUCCAUCUUUAAUAUUGGCUUCAUCUAUCAGGAGGGAAUGGGGGUUGAAAGAAACUUGGACAAAUCACUCGAAUGGUAUUCUCAAGUCUCAGAAAAUCCAGUAGCUCAAUAUAAUGUGGGAGCAAUUUAUGCAGAAAGGGAAGACCUUGAUAAGGCAUACGAAUGGUAUCUGAAAUCAGCUGAAAAUGACUAUGUCGAUGCACAAUAUAAUGUUGGAUGUUUGUGUGCUCAAGGUAAGGGUACUCCAAGAAACGAUAGAAAAGCUCUUGAAUGGAUAACAAAGGCAGCUGAGGCAGGACAUGAAAAUGCAAAUAGAAUUUUGAAUCAAAUCAAUAAGAAAUAA